Nannospalax galili (Upper Galilee mountains blind mole rat) is the source of this 978-nucleotide messenger RNA. RefSeq names its product probable G-protein coupled receptor 32. The record is from RefSeq and is a predicted model, not a curated record. Gene Ontology annotation, cellular component: plasma membrane. Gene Ontology annotation, biological process: inflammatory response; phospholipase C-activating G protein-coupled receptor signaling pathway; positive regulation of cytosolic calcium ion concentration. NCBI's taxonomy places the organism in Eukaryota, Metazoa, Chordata, Mammalia, Rodentia, Spalacidae. Gene Ontology annotation, molecular function: N-formyl peptide receptor activity; complement receptor activity.
AUGGCUGACCCUGAAUGCCAGCUGGAGCGGGUGGGGUGCCUCCGCCAUCUCACCAUGGCCAUCCUCUCUGUGUCCUGUGUUGUCGGUGUGCUGGGCAAUGGGCUGGUGCUGUGGAUGACGCUGUUCCGCAUGACCAGCACCGUCACAACAGUCUGGUUCUUCAACUUGGCCCUUGCUGACUUCUUGGUUCUCCUGUCCUUACCGGUGUCCAUCUACAUCGUGGCCAACGGCUGGUGGCCUUCUGCUGGCUUGGUCUGCAGGCUCUACAUGGCCUUUCUCAUUCUCAACUUCUUCGCCAGCAUCUACCUGUUGGUCCUCAUCUCUGUGGACCGCUGCAUCUUGGUCCUGUACCCCGUGUGGGCCAGGAACCACCGCACCGUGCGGCGAGCCACUUGGCUAGCUAUCGUGGUGUGGCUGCUGGCCGCUGCUGCCUGCUCUCCGUCUCUGAAGUACCGAACUGUUGACAAUAUAAAAGGCUGUGAACAAUGUUUCUUCAACUUCAGCUCCCAUAAGAAGCCCCCGCUGGACUGGAGUUUGGUGGAUACUAACCAACAAAUGGCGCUGGCUGUUGCCCACUUCCUGCUUGGUUUCUUAGUCCCUCUGUCUAUCAUCAGCACCUGUGCCUACCUCAUCCGGGCCAAGCUCCGGAGGGAGGGCUGGGUCCACGCCAGCAGGCCCAAGACACUCCUGGUGGUGCUGGUGAGCGCCUUCUUCAUCUUCUGGUUCCCCUUUAACCUGGGGCUCUUGGUGGAAUCCAAGCUGCUGCCGUCCUGGGGCCACUCCUAUCUAUCCAUCUUGUGGGUCACCUUCUCCCUGGGCUGCUUCAACAGCUGUCUCAAUCCCUUCCUGUACGUCUUCAUCGGCAGAGAUUUCCAGCAAAGGUUUUUCCAGUCGGCAUCUUCCGCCUUGGCCAGGGCUUUUGGGGAGGAGGGUUUCAUCAGCUCCUGUCCUGGAGGCAAAUCCCCCAGGCGGUGGUAG